Messenger RNA from Cryphonectria parasitica EP155, 1119 nucleotides. RefSeq lists its product as uncharacterized. The transcript has a single exon. The record is from RefSeq and is a predicted model, not a curated record. The coding region runs from base 1 to 1119 and encodes 372 amino acids. Gene Ontology annotation, molecular function: D-serine ammonia-lyase activity. Lineage: Eukaryota; Fungi; Ascomycota; Sordariomycetes; Diaporthales; Cryphonectriaceae. Gene Ontology annotation, biological process: D-serine catabolic process.
AUGUACGCCCCCAAGGUAGGCGACACCAUCGCCUCGCUCGACACACCGUCCAUGAUCGUCGACCUAGACCUCAUGGAAGCCAACAUCAACAAGCUCAUGUCCCAGCUCCUCCCCACAGGCAUCAACAUCAGGCCUCACCUCAAGACCACCAAGUCGGCCACGCUCGCCCGCCGCCUCAACCAGGCCGGCGCCAAGGGCGGCUGCGUCGCCAAACUCUCCGAGGCCGAGGUCAUCUGCGCCAAGGGCUUCGACGACCUGCUCAUCACCUGCGUGAUUGUCGGGCCCGCCAAGGUGCGGCGGCUUGUCGAGCUGUUCCGGAAGCACCGGGCGCUGCGGAUCGUGGUGGACGACGCUGAUGCGGCGAGCGCCAUCGACGCGGCGCUCGGGGCGGCGGGGUUCGACGCCGCGAAGGAGGACGAAAGGCUGACGACGCUCGUGGACCUGGACGUCGGGCUGCACCGCACGGGCGUGCAGCCAGGCGAGCCCGCGCGGGCGCUGGCGGGCCACGUCGCGAGGCUCAAGCACCUCCGGCUCGUCGGCGUGCAGGGGUACGAGGGCCACAUCCAGCACGUGCACGGGCUGGAGGAGAGGAAGGCCAUGUGUCUCGAGUCCAUGGCCGUGCUGACGUCCACGGCGGAGGACCUGCGGCGGGAAGGGCACAACAUCGAGGUGGUCACGACCGGCGGGACCGGCACCGCCGAGUUCUGUGUCACCGUGCCCGGCGUCACCGAGGUGCAGCCCGGCUCGUUCCUGUUCAUGGACACUGACUACCGCAACGCGGUGGGGUCCUUUUAUGCCAACAGCCUGACCAUCCUGUCGACGGUCAUCAGCCGGCAGGGGCCCAAGAUCGUCACCAUCGACGCCGGGCUCAAGUCGCUGACGACGGACAGCGGGCUGGCGGAGCCCAAGGACCCUGGCUAUACGUAUGGUGUGUUGGGUGACGAGCACGGCUCGCUGGCGUGGGAGGACGACGGUCUUGGCCUCAAGGUGGGCGACCGGGUCGAGAUGGUGCCGAGUCAUAUCGAUCCUACCAUUAACCUCCACGAUGUCUAUUACGCCUACCGUAAGGGUGUCAUUGAGGAGAUCUGGACUGUCGAUGCAAGGGGGAAGGUCCAGUGA